Messenger RNA from Dimorphilus gyrociliatus, 7990 nucleotides. NCBI's taxonomy places the organism in Eukaryota, Metazoa, Annelida, Polychaeta, Dinophilidae. The record is from the annotation of a GenBank genome assembly.
CAUUUGGCACGUUGACGCCGGAAAUCAAACAUAAUUUUGUUGAGUUACGAGUCAACAGUGUCUAUUUAUAUUCAAUAUAGUAAUUUAAGUUUAAGCAAUGAGUGUUAAUUUAAGUAGCUGCUUAAGACCAUCUAAGGAUUUGACAGGUUUGUUCAAAGUUGUCAUUCUACCUAUUCUAUUACAUAGAGGUGUUUAAAAGCGUUUAUACGUUUUUAAUGUUUUUAAUGGUAAAAAAUAAUUAAAUGUUGUCCCAUCAAAUACCGGAACUAUUUCGAUAUUUAGAAGAAUACGCUGCCUACGUCUUUAUCUCGACGAUUAUUCUAGAGAUAUGACUGUUUAGAUAUUUAGAUUUAUCUUUGUUAAAAGCAUACGUAAUUAGGUGGCAAGAUUAUGUUGUUCUUGCUCAAUCACCAUUUUAUUAUCAGGCCUAACAAACCUUCAUUUUGCAGGCUGUUCUUCCGGUUUUAAAUGUUCAUCUCUUAAUGGCCCUUCUACUCUUUUAACUGGAUCAGGCUUUUUAAAUCCUUCAAUUUCAUUUAGUAACAAAAAAUCUUCAUUAGUUCAGCCGAAAGCCCAGCUCAAUGAAAAACUAUUUAGUCUAUCAAGCGGGUCGGCUAUACAUUCAAUAAGCGAGAGGAGCAGUAUUUUCAACCAGCAAUGCACUUUCUCAAAAGUACCUUCUUUUAUGAAAGAUGGAUUGUUAAGUUUGACAAGCAAUCAAACACUUCCCACACAAAUACUUAAUACAAAGAAUGCUCUGAAGAAUAAGAAAAGUCAAAUUAAAAAAACGACUGAACUCAUAAAAGAAGAUCUUAUCAAAUAUGAAGAUGACUGUAAAGCUCCCAGCUAUGAAUUGAUAGCAGAGGAUAUUGAGAAGAUAGAUGUCCAUAGAAAAGUAGUUGCAAAUGAAAUAGGGGGUAGUGAGAAAGAAGAGACUAUUGAAGAUCUAAAGAGACGAUUCAUCCAUCUGGUAAGUGGAAGUUUGAUUAGGUCACCCAAUUUUCAAGCUGAAGAUGAUCCAGUAAGAGGAGAUUUGAUAUCUGUUUGUAAUAAAAUUUCAAUGGAUGAUCCAGAAUUUGUUCUAAAGGUAGCUCUUUAUACCAGAUUAGAAUUAAACAUUCGUUCGACAAGUAACUUUUUAUUGGCUUAUUCCUCUAAUAAUCCCCAAUGCCGUCCAUUUCUCAAGAAAUAUUUCGACAACACUAUUGUAUUGCCGUCAGAUUGGAUAAGUGUUGCUGAAAUUUCCUUAACUUUGAAAGAGGGAAAGAAGAAUAAUUUCUCAUCCCUACCAGCUUCUUUAAGAAGAGUAAUGACAAAAAAGUUUGCCAGUUUUAAUGCUUUUCAAUUGGCUAAAUAUGAUAAAGAUAAGGUUAAAUCAAAAAAAAAGAGGCUAAAGCGAAAAGCCUUGAGAACAAAUAAUUUUGCUUCGAGAGGUUCUACAAGAGGUAGGGGAAAUUUUAGAAGAGGGACACGAUCGGCUCCGCCGAAGGAAUCAUUCGAAGAAGCAUUGACAAAAUUACAAGAGCGCUCUAGCAAAUCAUUCACUUUAAAGCAGUUAAUUCGCAAACUGCAUAUACGUACGCCAGUAAACAACGUUCUUUGCCUCUUAGGAAAAAGAUAUCCUGAAAAUCUUGAAGAAUUUUAUAAAUUAGGAUUGGAUGGAACAUUCGAUCAAUCUAAAUGUGGAAAGAGAAUGAAACUACCUACACCAGAGACAUGGGAAACUCAAAUUUCUAUGAAGGGAAACAAAUCUUUCGUAUGGGAAGGUUUAAUUGAUCAUAAGAAAUUACCCUUCAUGGCAAUGUUGCGUAAUCUAAGAAACCUAAUUAAAGCUGGUAUAUCGGAGAGUCAUCAUAAUAUGAUUUUAGGAAGAUUGACUGAUGAAAAGAGCAUAGUUAAUUCGAAACAGUUUCCGUUUAGAUUCUUUUCAGCAUAUGAUGUGCUUACAACACUGGAGAAACAAUAUAAUGAAUGGUUGGAAGAAAAACUGAAUCCAAAAAAACCGGUAUCAGUCCCUGCUCGUGGAUAUGGUAGAAGAAAUGUAAGGGGCGGGAAUCGUAAUAAUCCGGCAACAUAUGUAAAAAAAAUCAAGAUGAAAUACGAUCCAACUAUCAUUAGCAAAUAUAAAAACGCUUUGGAUCAGGCUGUAUCGUUAGCUACCAUUCAUAAUGUUGCGCCUAUUAAGGGUCAUACCAUUAUCCUAUUGGAGGUCAGCCAAUUGAUGCUUAGACCAUGUCAGACGUCGAGCGGCCUCACUCAAGCUAAAACAAAGUUAGACGUUGGGGCCCUUUUAGGUCUCAUGUUUAAAUACGUCUGUGAAGAGUGCCAGUAUCUACUUUACAGCAACAGCAACUAUGAAGAGAUUGAAUUAGAAAAAGGAACUAUUCUAGAAAAUAUGUCUAGUAUUCAACAACAGGCUAAGAAUUUCGAUAUAAAUGUAUCUGACAUGAACAAGACUUUCCUGCAUUAUUUAGAUGAGUUCUUAGUCAAUAGAAAGAAGAUUGAUAAUAUUGUUAUGCUAUCAUCAAACGCUCCUGACAAAGAUGAGCUUAAAAUUCUAAACUGCUUCCUAAACGCAUUUCGUCAUUUGGUAAAUCCGGAUCUGAUGUAUGUACAUGUUAACUUGUCAGGGACUUCCGUCGGUGUGAAUAGAGAAAGCGAAAAGGUCCACGAAAAUGACAUUUUCCUAUCCGGUUACAGUGAUCAAUUAUUACGAUUUGUGACUGAAAGAGGUAAUAAAGGACUGCUAAAUUAUAUCAACAAGCUCGACAAAAAAUACAAUUUGCCUGAACUUAAACAAAAGAAAGAUUUUUCAAAAAUUGAGCGGCCAUUACCAAUUCAGAUAAGCGUACCAAGAUGGAAAGAAAUAAGAGUGUUUAUCUCAUCAACGUUUACUGAUAUGCAUGGAGAACGAGAUCUACUAACUCGAUUUAUUAUCCCUGAAAUUCGUUCAAAAGCUGCUAAUCUCUUCUAUGACAUUAUCGACGUUGAUUUACGCUGGGGUAUAACGGAAAGCGAAACAGAAAAAUUAGUCUCUCUUUGUCUAAAUGAAGUUACUAAGGCUGAUGUAGUUAUCGGUCUUUUAGGUGAAAGGUAUGGGUUUUUACCACAAGAAGCAGAUUUCAAGGAUAUAAAUUUGUCUGAUGAAUAUAAGAAAAAGAGUAUCACUGAAAUCGAGAUGCGUUUAGCGUUAGAAAAUAAAAAAACAUGCUUUUUUUAUUUACGAAAGAAAAACUUCUUAUCGCAAGUUCCCACCGACCUUCGCAAUAAAUUUCAAGCUGAAAGCGAGGAUAGCAAAGAAAAAAUGAAUAAUUUAAAACAGCUGGUAAAGACAUCUGGAUCCAACUGUAUUGAGUAUGACUGUGACUGGGGUGGAAUUUAUGAUGGAAAGCCAAUAGUAACAAAUUUACAAGAUUUAGGGUUUAAUGUUUUAAAUCAACUUACUCGCCAUAUGGAUAAAUUAAAGAAGAGUGACAAUUUGAUCCAUUUGGAUGCUAUAUCUCAUGAGACAGAGAGAUUUAACUUCUAUUUCAAAAAUUUAGGAGAGGAAUUUGCCGGCAGGAAGAAAUUGGUGAAUAACUUAAGUUCCAAAUUUGGUGAUUUAUCUAGGAAUGGUGCGAUCGUUACUAUAUGUGGUAAAGUUGCAACUGGAAAGAGCAGUUUAGCGGCAAAUGUACUGCUCAAUCUAAGGAAAAAAUUUUCGACUGUCCUAGUUCACAGCUUCGGCCUUUUCGAAGGGUCAGAGAGUAUUCCAUCAUGCUUGUACAGAAUAUGCACAGAAUUAGUACGCUUUUUUAGAAUAGAUUUGAUUAUUCCUGAAAAUUAUGAAAGUUUGGUAGAAACUUUUGGAGCAAUUCUAAACGAAAUAUCAAAUAUCAAUUGCAGUCCAGUAGCAAUAGUAUUUGACGAUUUCGACAAAACUGACAAUAAAGGACACGAAAAAUCUCUUAAUUGGCUACCCUCAAGCAUUCCUCAAAAUGUGCUUAUCAUCUUUACGGUUCUUGAUUUCAGUCCUUCAGCCAAAUGUCUACAGCGUUUAAGGCCUGUAACCUUUCAAGUCGGAAAUUUAGAUGUCUUUGACAAGUCAGUCGUCGUAAGAAAAAAUUUGGAAAAAUACGGCAAAUCUCUCAAUGAAAAGGGAUUCAAUAAUCAAAUAUCUCAAAUAACAAAUAAAAAGGAUUCUAAUAAUCCUCUUUAUCUAAAAAUAGCCUGUGAGGAACUGAAAAUAUUUGGCGUAUUUGAACAAUUAACUACGAAACUAAAAUCUUUGGCAUCAACUCUACCUUCAUUGCUCACACAAAUUCUGGAGAGAUUAGAAAAUGAGUUCGGCGAAAAUGAAGUAAAGUGCUCCAUGUCUCUUUUAGCAUUUUCUUUAGGCGGUAUGAAAGAGACUGAUAUUCAAAAUAUUCUGCCUAUUUUCGAAGACAAAAAGGUUGAUUUGAAAAAUCUAAGUCGCGUUAUAGAUUACUUCAGCGGAUCAUACAAAAAGUUACCAUACGGUAAAUUAGCUCCUCUACUAAGAAAUAUUAAAGGUUUCAUCAGGGCUUCAGAGAGCAAUACUGGCAAUAUAUCACUGGGCCAACAAGAAAUAUUGAAAGCGAUUUCCUCAAGAUACACAGAUAGACAAACAGAAAAAAUAUUCCAUACUGUUUUGUCUGGUUACUGCAUAGUUAAAUCCGGUUUAAUCAAGGGGAAAACUGAGUGUAGUAAUUAUCAUCUUUCCAAGGUUGCCGCCCACUUGAUACAUUCCGAACAAUAUGAAUAUUUAUCUAUGCUAUUAACUGAUCUAAGUUAUAUUGAAAAAAUGUUUGAAAACAAUCUUGCUGUGAAAUUGUUAACUAGCUAUGAAUUCGGCAAGAAGGAAUCGGGUAUGGUUGCCAAGAAAUUUCUCAAGACACAGGAAAUUAAAGAUUAUAGCUUUUUUGUUAGAAGUAAUGCUACACUAUUACACAGACAACCUAAGCUUGUUUAUCAACAAGCUUUGAAUAGUGUCGAAACAUCAAUUCCUUGUAAGCAUGCAAGAAUUAUUAUGAAGAAUGAAAAUAAAGCUAAAGAGCAUAUUUUUGAGUGGUUUAAUAAAAGGGAGGAAGCGAAAAACUGCCAAAUGACGAUAGCGAAUAUUUCGAAGAACGUUACUUGUCUAUCAACCUCAAGAGAUAAAUUGACUAUUAUUUGUGGUUCUUCAGACGGAAUUUGUCGCCUUUUUGAUGUGGCCUCUGGUAAAGAAAUAAAAACUUUCAUUGGCCAUAAGGAUUCAGUAACUGCCGUAAAAUUCCUAUCAUCUAACAGACUUUGCACGGCAGCAGAUGAUAAUACAAUUUGCAUUUGGGAUGCUAAUUCAACUCAGAGAUUAAAAGUCUGUACUGGUCAUAGGCGCCAUGUUUCAGCAAUUGCAGUUCAACCUGAUGGAAAACAAUUUGUUAGUGUCGGAUGGGAUUCGCAAAUGAAAUUUUGGAGUAGCGAUGGAGAUUUAACAUGGACGACAACUUUAAAGAAACCAAUAAAUUGUGUCUGCUAUCAUCCAAGAGGAGAAAAAGUCGUUAUAGGAGACUGGAGCAGUAUCUUAAGAAUAUAUAGCGCAUUUGGUAGAAAAAGGAUAGCUAUUCUAAGGGGUCACAAUUCGGCUGUACGUGCUGUUUCUUAUUCGCCAUCUGGUGUUUAUAUAGCAUCUGCAGCAUUAGAUGGAGAAGUAGCACUGUGGUCUGGAGAAAUAGGAUCCAAGCUGGGGCGCUUCGAAGGUCAUAUAUCCCCUGUAAACGACCUAGUUUUCAAUGAAAAUGGAUCAAAACUAAUCACUGUGGCAGAUGAUUGUCUAGGCAAAGUAUGGUCAGGAAAACUUGGAAUCAAAUUUGGCGAAUUUGUCGAAGAUAGUAGCGUAACCAGAGUUAUAUUUAGUCCAGUAAAAAAUGAAAUUAUAGCUGCUUUUCACGAUGGAUAUGUUAGAAUAUACGAUAUAUUUACAAAAACUUGCAUUUUAACAAAAAAAAUAUCUCAACAAUCUAUCACUUGCUUACAAGUAUUUCAAAAUACUGAUGAUAUUACUAUAGCAUGCACGACCACCUCGGGAGAACUAUUCAUUUUAAGAUCAUGUAAAGAUACAAUUGUGAUUGACGCACGGAUUUCUGUUACCAGUUCCUCAAUUUCAAGCUUGUGCCUUGAUGGUAGAGAUUUAAUUUUUGUUGGAACUUUUGACAACGAAAUAAUUUGUGUAAAAUACAACAAAGUCAUGAAAAAGCUCUAUAUAUUAAGUAACAAAAAUUGUCAUACAUCAGCUGUUACAGGUAUCGAAUUUGUCGAUAACACAAUCUGGACAUGCAGUAGAGAUAUGUCAAUUAAGAAUUGGACAGUAUCAGAAAAAGGUGUUUUGAAUAUUAAUAAAACAUAUACCAAUGUUCAUCCUGAUUGGAUUAAUUCUAUAUGCUUAAUUGACGGAGAAUCUAGAUAUUUAUUAACUAGUAGUAAUGAUUUCACUAUGAAAAUGUUGAAUAUCAAUGGUGACAGCGAUAUAGAAACAAGCUUUAAAGGCCAUGAAGCUGCAGUAAAUCGUGUUUUGCAUAAGAAAAAAUGUAUUGGAAGUGUCUCAAGCGAUGGACAAUUAAAAAUUUGGAGUAAAAGAGGAGCGGAACUUACAACUAUUCAAGCUGACACUAGUAGACUAAAUGAUAUAGAUAUAUUAGUUACGAACGAAAGAAAACCCGAAGAAAGUGUUGUAGAUGAUAUACUAUCAAAAGACUGGAGUAAAAUAGUUGCGAAGGAAGAAUGGAAAGAAAAGCAUGACCAGAACAAAUUAAGUAGAAAUACAGAAAAAGUUAAAGACGUUAUGGUUGUAACUGCCUCGGAUGAUGGAAAAAUAUCUAUUUUCAAGCCAAUUAUAAGCGAACACAUUGAUGAUCUUGAAGGACAUUCCUAUCCAGUAAAUGCUCUUGAAAAUUUAGGAAAUCGCGUGGCAACAUCUUCAAGAGAUGGGUCAGUAAGAAUUUGGACUGUUCCAGAUAAAGUUCAGUCUUUAAAACUACAACAUAGCUCUGAAAUAUCAGCAAUAUUUGUCGACGAGCGUAAAAAGUUAGUUAUAACAGGUAGUUUAGACGGUGCCUGCAAAAUUUGGAGACUGGAGAAUAAUGAUUUGUCACUUCUUAGUGAAUUAAGUAAAGGUCUUGAAACGUCUUUUGAAGGUCCCAUCAUAGAUUUGCAUUCUUGGAGAAUAAGCUCAGAUAGAUGGAUACUAAUAGUCAAUUAUGAAACAGCUGAGUUUAGAACAUACAUAUUAACCAUUCAAGCAGAUAACAUCUGCGUACAACAAAGUAGUUAUUAUGAAAUUUCAAGCCUUGGGAAAAAAUCUCGCAUAAUUCAAGUGACUUACAAUCCUGAAAAGCACAACACCAUUCUGAUGACAGCCAAAGGACAAUUAUGCAAAUUAAGUUUUAGACCUAAUGGUGAAUUUUUACAUAACAUAAUAAUGGGCCAAUGUAAAACUUCGGACGUAAUCGGAGCUCAGAUUUCCAACUAUAAAUCCGAUGGUUCAUUAUUAGUUGGCAUAUCGAACACUAAGGGAGUAGUUCGAAUUUAUAAAGUUUUAGGAGACAAUGAUAAGCAGGAUUUUGAAUUGUAUAAAAAAAUUAAAAGCUUCGAAACCCCCAAUUUAUGGUUAAAUCCUUUGAGACUAUGCAUAGAAAAUGACGCUUCUGAUUCCCUAAUGGCAACCGACUCUACCGGAAAUCUAUUUAUUUCAAGAAAAUCAUCCGAGGAGAAGUAUAAACUUCAUGAUGAUUCAAUUACUUCUAUUGUACAAAUCGGAGAAACAUACUUUACUUCCUCUAGUGAUGGUUUAAUAAGAGCUUGGGGAUUUCAAACAAACAAAAGUGAACUAAAAGGAGAGUUUUUAUGUUCAGCACCAGUUACCAAAUUGGCAUCUUUCGACAAUUCAAAUGAAAGAAAAAUUAUUGCAGGAGACAAGCGAGGAAAUAUUUAUCUAUUAUCUUAUACUGACUAG